Molecule: messenger RNA, 2756 nt
Organism: Lolium rigidum
Lineage: Eukaryota; Viridiplantae; Streptophyta; Magnoliopsida; Poales; Poaceae
Exons: 4
Coding region: 80-2458 (792 amino acids)
Biological process (GO): regulation of defense response to fungus
Source: RefSeq, a predicted model, not a curated record
AUUGUGCAGAGAGAGAGAGAGCAACGCUCGGUCCGGCGAGGAGGAGCUGGAACCGUGUCGCCUCCGGGAGCGAGGCGCCAUGGGCGAUCUGAAGGAGAUGAAGUACAGGCGGAGGGUCGCGCUGGAGGACCGCGCGCAAUGCAGCGACCCGAGGGCCGCCGACUGGGGCCUGCUCAAGCAGGACCCCGUGGAGCUGCUGCGCAAGCUGGACGAGCUGCGGGACCAAAUCACGCGCUCCUGCCAGGUCGCCGACCAGCCGCCGCGGGAGCACCGCCGGGCGGGGCGCCGGGCGGCCUCGCUGAUCCCCGACUACCCCGAGCCGCCACCGCCGCCACCUCCUAUACCCGGGUACCACCGCUCGCGCUACGGUGCCCGCUACGGGCACGGCUUGCCGUUGCCGCCGAGCCCGUGCGAGCAGCUGUACCCUGAUCACGGGGAGAGGUACGCGAGGCAGUCAAGUGGGCGGUACCGCCAGCAGUACCCGGGGAGGCAGUGGGAGAACGGUGGGGUUGGACACGGCAGUUCUUACAACCAGUACGCCUGCGCUAGCCCCCAGUACCUGCAUGGUGGACACAGGGCUGCGCCGCCAGAAGAGCACAUACCCAUGGCCAGGUACUUCGCUGGGCAGCAUGAGGGCUUCCGGUUCGAGAGGUCACCGUCCGUGUCGUCAGAUUAUGACCAAAGGUCUGUGGCAUCCUCGCUGUACUCGCACCGGUCCGUGUCGAAGAAGAGGGACGAGUAUUUUAGGAAGAGGGCAAACCAUCUCUGCCGGCCGGUGCAUGGUGCUGCGCCGUUUGUUGUUUGUGGCUCUUGCUACCAUCUGUUGCAGGUGCCUAUGGAGAAAUGCAUGGGGUGGAAACAAACCCGGAUGCAGUGCGGGUCUUGCUCUGAGGUAAUCAGUUUGAAGCGCAUGAAAGGAGAAGCUGUUGCCUUUACACAGUCAUCAUCCUUCAGUUUGUCAAAAGCUGAGCAGAGCUCACAUGACCAAAUGAGACGAGACUUUGAUCAGCAAAAUCAUGACGAUGUCGCUUCUGCGUUCUAUAAUUUGAACGAGCACAGCAGCAUGCAAAUCAACAUCGAUUUCGGUGAUGAUAAUUCAGCUUCUUCCAGCAUUAGCCAUGACAGGACUGACAGAGAAUGUGGCUCAAACAGGAGCAUUCAGUCGAGAGCAGAUGCUAUUUCUCAGUCUCCAGGCAGGUCUGGAGACAUUGAGAGCCCAAAGGAUAUAUUAUGUGAAAGAGAUGCAGAUUAUCAGGUGGAACAUUCAGUAGAUUGUCCAGUCAGCCCAUAUUCCCCGGUUGUAGAGGACAAACUUGUUGAUCCAUUGUGCAGCCAAGAACAGCAUAGUAAUUCUGAGGACCUAGGUGCGGAUAAUAGAUCUGAACUAAAUCGCAAAGGGCAAUGCAAUGCUAGUGAUCAUGAUAGUCUUGGCACAGGAAGUGAACAAGAGGUCAAUGAAGAUGAACAUGAACGAAAGAGAAAGGAGGGUCACUGUUGUAGCCUUGACGAUGUUAGCGAAAUGCACAGGCAGAAUAGUACAAAAGAUGACACUGAUAGUCCUGAGAAUGGAAAUCAAAAGCAUGAGUGGGCAAGCAAAAAAGAUGUCACAAGCAGUCCUGAAAGUGAAAGUAUGUGCAAGAAAUAUAACCAGAACAGCAAAGAAGAUGAAACAAGCGGCCUGGAAGUUGAGAACACAAGUAGGGAGUUUGAUGAGAACAACAAAGAUGACUCCUACAGCGUCCUUCAACAUGCCAACACUGCCCCUGAAGCUGCACUUACAAGUGAGAGAUACGAAGAAAAUAUAAUGGAGCAAGAUAAUGGGAAAUUGCAUCAACCAUGUGUUGAGGAUGCCAAUGCUCAAACAGAGAGUGGGUCAUCAGUUAAUGGGCGAACAAAUUCUGGUUUCUCUCGUGGUUCUUCUGAGGCUGGGUUAGAUGAAGACCAAUCCUCAACUGGUAAGAGUGGGGAUUCGUCAUUUUUUGCUGGUUUCUUGAAGAAGGGCUUCAAGUUUAAUCAGUCCAUGGAAAGUGUUAAGGUUUCAAUUAAUGGACAUCCAAUCUCUGAAAGAGCUCUUAAGAAGGCAGAAAAGAAAGCUGGUCCCGUCGAGCCUGGUUCUUACUGGUAUGACUGCCGUGCUGGAUUUUGGGGUAUCAUGGGGAGAGAAUGUAUUGGCAUUAUUCCUUCAUUUAUUAGAGAAUUCAAUUAUCCAAUGUCCAGAGAUUGUGCUGGUGGGGAUACUGAUGUCAUUGUCAAUGGCAGAGAACUACACCAGAGAGAUCUAGAAUUGCUUGUAGGUAGAGGGCUUCCACGUAUCUCUGGCAAGUCAUAUACUAUUGAGAUUUCUGGAAAUAUUACCGAUGAAACUGGAGCGAAGCUGCGCAGUCUUGGCAAACUUGCUCCCACAAUUGAGAAGCUGAAGCGUGGUUUUGGUAUGCACGUCCCUGAAGAAUUUAGGUAGCCGGAUGUAAAACCGGGUUCCUGCAUUGCAAAUAAUGGGUUCAAUCACUUCCCCCGUAGCUACCUGUUGGAGGCCAAAUUUGCGAUUUCUACUAAUACUGACAUCGAAGCUUUUUAAGUAGUACUUCAGGUGUUGGUGUGCAGCAGAUGUGGUAGUAAAGAUCACAUGAUCUUGUGGUUUUACUAUAUGAUGACUCUUUUGCUGAAAGCAAUGUAUGAAAAUGAUUCAAUCUGCCAGGCAGCUUAAUUCCUCUGCAGCCUGUACAUGGUGUUUCGUACGUGUGUUGGUGUCUUGUCGA